Molecule: messenger RNA, 1494 nt
Organism: Plenodomus lingam JN3
Lineage: Eukaryota; Fungi; Ascomycota; Dothideomycetes; Pleosporales; Leptosphaeriaceae
Biological process (GO): ubiquitin-dependent protein catabolic process
Cellular component (GO): COP9 signalosome
Molecular function (GO): protein binding
Source: RefSeq, a predicted model, not a curated record
AUGGCGGCGGAACUGGUCAAAAUACUUCUUCAGUUCCAGCCUGAUGCGCCAGAACUGAAACAGAAACGCGAAUAUGAUCAAGCUGCUCGUAGUUUUGUCCUACAACUUUCCAGCAUCUCGGCCUCGCAUUGGUCUAAGGGUGUAGAGACACAGGAAGAUGUACUCACAAUACUCAACCCCAGCGUCAACACGAUAGCAUACGCAUACGUCCUCCGCUACCGCAUAUCUGCACUGAUGGACAAGAAGAGUGUCCCAGAUUUGCUAAAACCUGGAGGUACGCUUUGGGACAGUCUGGUCCUCUUCUUCGAGACAGCUGAUCCAGUACAACUGCGUUAUGUUGGCCAGGAAUGGAGGAGGCUGGUGGAAUUCACAGAGCAGAUUGCCCGAGCAGUUGGUUCACCUAGUCUUGCCAUCGCGCCCAUCAGGUCAGCUAUGACCCGUCUCGAUCCUACCACAGGUACCUUUACCUCUACCCACCUCAUCUUCAUACACCUCUGUCUGGAGACGAGAUCGUACGCGGCCGCCGAACCUAUCCUCGACAACUACAUCCACACCCUACCGUCGAAUAUUCCCAGCGCUGUUCAUGAAGGACUCGAGUACUCUGUUCCUUGUGCAGACGUUGUGAGUAGUGGAGAGUACAUUCAUCAAUGUUCGGGUCACUCGGAGAGGAUUUGGCUGCAAGACGUAAUGGAGUAUUAUGUACUGGGGGCCAUGGCCUAUCUCGGUCUAAAGAAAUUUAAGAAGGCCCAACAAUUUUUGGAGUGCGUGCUCAUUGCACCAUCAUCCAACGUUGCAAACGGCCUGAUGCUGGAGGCGUACAAGAAAUGGGUACUCGUCAGCUGUCUGGUCAAUGGCAAGACCGCAGUGGUCCCCCGAACGGCCAAUAGUAUUGCCAUGAAACAAUGCAAAUCUGCAUCUAAAGCGUAUGAAGCCCUGGCGGAUGCGUACGAGCAACUGGGGAACUUGCCCAAGCUGAAAGCUCAAAUCAAGAUUGGCGAGGAAAUAUGGGCGGAGGAUGGUAACAGUGGUCUUGUCGCUGAGCUUUUGAACAGCCAGAUGAAGCUGUACAUCUCACAAUUAUCACGGACCUUCUCGGCGAUCCCAGUGUCCAAUAUCGCCAAUAAUGUUGGCGCCGGUGCCGAUGAGAUUGCGCAGUAUGUCGACCAAUUGAUCAAGGAUGGCCAACUCAACGCACGCCUAGAGGAGACGAGGAAGCCAAACGUUGGGGUAGUCUUGCGAUUCUUCCUCGACCCUGCGCAGGGGCCUCUAGCUAAGACGGAGAAACAGCAGCAACAGGCGCUGUUUGAGCAGACGCUCCGGACGAACCUACUAGCAGAACAAGUCAGGGAUGCUGACUAUCGACUCAACCUGACGAAGGAGUUUCUUGACAAUCUUAAGCGGACGAGUAAGAGACAGGGUCCAGGAGGGGAUAGCAUGGACACGACUUGGGACGAUGGUGCUGAAGCAGAAGAGGACAUUAUGACCGACAUGUGA